GAGGCACCGGUAGUCCACGAGGAGGAGCCGUUUAGUUUUUCGCUGCGAUGGCACGGGAGUGGUGGGGCGUGUGGCGGCUGCUUUGAAGCCGCCCGCUGCGGAGGGAGAGAAUGGGCGGGGUGUGCGGCGUGUCAUGUUGCGAGUGUGUGGGGCACCACCCAUGGCAGCCUGCCGUGCGGCGUGAUGCGGAUCGGUGAGGGCAAAUGUGCGGCAGCGGCAGAGUGUGCGGUGGACGUGGAUCCGCCCCGUCCUUCGCGUUGCGGGUGUGUGGGUGCGCUGUGGGGCCGGCUUCUCCUCCGCGUGUCUUUCGCCCUUGCACGGUGGGUGCGUAUUUUGGAGUGGGCGGACAAUAAAUGA
Molecule: messenger RNA, 357 nt
Organism: Trypanosoma rangeli
Lineage: Eukaryota; Euglenozoa; Kinetoplastea; Trypanosomatida; Trypanosomatidae
Exons: 1
Source: RefSeq, a predicted model, not a curated record